Molecule: messenger RNA, 405 nt
Organism: Pyrus x bretschneideri (Chinese white pear)
Lineage: Eukaryota; Viridiplantae; Streptophyta; Magnoliopsida; Rosales; Rosaceae
Exons: 1
Coding region: 1-405 (134 amino acids)
Source: RefSeq, a predicted model, not a curated record
AUGGAAGUGGUUAUCCCUGACCAUCGAAGGCCAGUGUACUUGGAAGGGCAGAUUAAUGACAUCUACAUCAGGCGAGCUUUGGUUGAAAUUGGGUCAUCCGUCAACAUUUUGCCAUUGGUAGUGCUCACUGCAGCAGGCGUCCCAACGUCAAAAGUGGUAGGGUCUCAAAUCUCUAUUAAUGGGUUUGGGAACAGUAGUAAGAAAACUAUUAGAUCCAUUGAGAUCGACUUGAAGAUUGGCCCUAUCAGAUCGUUUACUAAGUUUUAUGUGAUGGACAUCAACGUGACUUACCACGCUCUGCUCGGAAAGCCAUGGAUAAACAAGCACAGACUCGAGGCCUCCACCUACCACCAGUGCGUUAAGGGAAUGAUUGGUCUGGGGCCUAUUCACAUCCCAGGAAACUAG